GUUUCUUCCCACCAACAUGCAACAUGCAGCCGCCAUGUGACGCAGCGAUGAACGCGGCACUCUUGAACGCGGAGGGCGGCCGCUCCAUGAAGCUCCCGCGCCAGCCGCGGGCGCCGCCGGAGGUGGACGUGGAGGUGCCGCGAUGUGUUCUCCCCACGCCGGCCAAGACGUACUUAUCGGACGAAUUUAAGUCGCUGGUGGAUAAGUUGAUGCAGCAGCAUGUGGCGGACAUGAUGGAGCUAGAGUGCUUGGAGCCUACCAGCCUGGGCCUGGACGAGGUUCCGAACAUGUCCAGCAAGUGGCAGCGCAUGAUGUCGCCCUCGGUCUUCUCAGCGAUCUCGGGCUACUCGGCGGUCUCCGAUUCUGGAACCUUGUCCAAAACCAUCAUGCGGAAGCAGCACGAGCAAAUGCGCAGAGCUCCAGCGAAAGAGCAGAGGAGAUUGCGGCUGUGCAGGGCCAGCACUUUGGAGGCAGAUCAUAUCCUGGACACUCUGCUUUCGGAGGACCAACUACACAGCGACUCCAUCACUCCCAGCGCGGCAGGCCCAGCUGGUGUCAUGGAGUCCCUGAAGCGGUUCUUGGACUCGCGGUGCUACGCUCACUUGAUCGCGGUGUUUCUCACUCUGAACGUGCUGUGGAUGGCCUUUCAGCUUCAGAUCUUUGGGUCAACCAGCGAGAUCUUGGCAUCCGAUGUGCAGCCCUACCUUAUAAUGGUUGACACGAUCUUCGCUGCACUCUUUGCACUGGACGUCACGCUGCGAACCUGCACGCUGGGCUGCAGGUUCUUCCUCUCUCCGUUGAACUUCCUGGACCUCACCGUGGCGGUGGCGGCGAUCUCCGAGAUCGUCGUCUUGGCCACCCGCAACGAGGCUGGGAUCUCUUUGGUGGUCUUCCAACUGCUGCGGGUGGGCAAACUCUGCCGCGCCAUGCGAGUGGUAGGCAUCACCGCAGACGUGGCGCCCCUGCAGCUGCUGAUCAAGUGUUUGGAGGCCUCCAAGGACAUGCUCUUCUGGAGCUUCGUGUUGCUGACCUUCAUCCAGUGCGUGGCAGGCGUUUUAAUCGGCGUUCUUUGCCAAGACUUUUUGCUGGACGCGCAGAGCUCGCCGGAGGCGAGAGAGGAGGUUUAUGUCUACUAUGGCACUUUCACGCGGACCUUCCUGUCGAUGUUUGAGAUCAUGUUCGCUAACUGGGGGCCUCCGUGUCGCAUCCUGGUGGAGAACAUCAGCGAGUGGUUCUCCCUCUUUUUCUUGCUCUACAGGUGCGUGGUGGGCUUUGCCGUCUUGAACGUGGUGGGCAGCGUAUUCGUUCAGCAGACCAUGAAGACUGCCAGCUCCGAUGAGGAGUUGGCUUUUAAGCAGAAGCAGAAGGACAUCGCGCAAUACACCCGAAAGGUGAAGCGGCUGUUCCAAACCAUCGACAGCUCGGGAGACGGCACCAUCUCCUUGGACGAGUUCGAGCGUUUGGUACAGAGCCCAAAGCUCCAGUUUUGGAUGAGCCAGCUGGAGCUGGAGUACCACGAUCUCCUGAGCCUCUUCGAGUUCUUGGACAAUGGUGACGGCCAGAUCACGCUAACGGAGUUCAUAGAAGGAGCUGGGCGGCUGCGGGGGAGCUCCAAGGCGAUAGAUAUCUGGCGGCUGGAGACCAAGAUCGAGGUCCUCUUCCAGGAAGUCUUCAACAACCUGAAGGGCCCGAUCGCGACCCCGCUGCUCGUGCAGGAGAUCUUCAACAAUUCCAGCUUCAAGCACAUCCACACCACGAAGACCCCGGACUUGGAGACCAUCGACGAGCACAGCGCCGGCCCUGCGUCGCCCAUGGAACAUCUUAGUCCCAGAAGCUCGACACAGGCAGGUAUCGCUCAUUGACAACGUUGGACACCUCACGGUCAAGGCCCAACGUGCACUGCUGCACUUGGAGCAGGAGCAGCUUUGUGCGUUGCAUACCCUUCAGUCCGCCCAUGUGUCACCCAGCUGAAUCAGGCUCAGAUAACCGCUCGACAAGUGUGUCGGUUGUCUUUCGCUGAGACUUCGUUUUCGCAGAAGACAUGAUUUCCUUCCCUUUUCACCCUUGGCCCUUCAAAAUUGCCAGACAUGGCUUACCUUUCGAUUUGUG
This is a messenger RNA of Effrenium voratum, 2109 nucleotides long. The record is from the annotation of a GenBank genome assembly. Lineage: Eukaryota; Dinophyceae; Suessiales; Symbiodiniaceae.